This is a messenger RNA of Oenanthe melanoleuca, 531 nucleotides long. RefSeq names its product deoxyuridine 5'-triphosphate nucleotidohydrolase-like. Bases 1 to 516 code for a protein of 171 amino acids. Lineage: Eukaryota; Metazoa; Chordata; Aves; Passeriformes; Muscicapidae. The transcript has 2 exons. The record is from RefSeq and is a predicted model, not a curated record.
AUGCAAGCAGCGACGAGUGGAAGUGCUGGGGUCGACCUGGUAACUGCGGAAUCGGUAACUGUUAAGGAUGAAAAUGUUGUUUUAAUUGAUACUACAACAAAAGGCCCAUUGGGAAAUGGUCUUGCAGCUUUAUUAAUUGGCCGUUCUGCUUCUAAACAAGGUCUUUUUGUACUUCCAGGUGUUAUUGAUGCUGAUUACAAAGGAAUUGUCAAAAUUAUGUUAAAAGUAUUUUCCCCACCUGCUUUCAUACCAAAGGGUAGUUCCAUUGCUCAACUUGUACCUUUUUACCUGCAGGUUCCAGCAAAAAGCAGUAGAGAAAGGUUGGGUGGAUUUGGAAGCACUGGUCCUCUUGUGGCAUUUUCUGAAAUGUUGUCAGCUAAAAGACCUACACGACAGAUUAGCAAGAUAGCCGACGCAGUGUUUGAAAAGAGAGGGGGAGAUGUUGGAGGCCUUGCAGCUGCUGGAGGCCUUGCAGCUGCUCUGAAUCUUGCUCCGAUUUACCGUAAAGUGCCUUGAUUUAAACCAGCAAGG